UUACAGACAAGAGAAGAAGAUAGCAAUAGAGAUGGAAAACCAGACCAAUUGGAUUAUAGCAUCCAGGUUCCAUUACUAGACACACAAGAGGUUUAUUCAGUCAAGCUUCUUCUUAUAUUUGAUUACCGAUUGUAUAGAAUGUCACAGUUAAGAAUGGAGUCAAUGGCGUAUAUUCAACACAGCUCACCGCUCAGCGGUGCUGAACUAAUUACAGAUGGUGAAUUAAGGUUACGUCUUAAGUCGCCACUUGCUCACAAAGGUGCUGAUUCUAGAUAUAAUGUUCCUGUCAUUAAUCAAGAUGCCAUAUUUGCAACUGAUUAUGAAUUAGGAAAUAUUUUUAAUCAGUAUUUGGAUAGAAAUGUAACAACAAGUUUUGUAUGUGAGUAUCCAGUAUGGGUAACAGCCAGAGCAAGGUCUCAGGAUUUCAGAGUUAAAGGAACAGUUCGAUAUCCUCAAGAAAUAAUUCCAUAUGUUCCUGGCUUCUGGUACGUCAUCAAGUGGGGCUGGAUUCAAUACGUUUCGAUUCUGCUUAUUUUUGUGGUGAUUUGCGAUCGCAUCAAAGUAUUUGUCUUUCAAAAUCAAGUUGUUAACACAAUUGUUGAGAAAUCUUCAUUGAAGUGAAUGCCCUUCAAGUAACAUAACAGGAACUGUCUACAGAUCGUGUAUUGCAAUUUCCUUGGUUAUUGCAAAACACAGUUAACGACUUGUCAAAUUGAUAAAGUGCCUUCUAAAUCUGAAAAUAAUUUUUGUCAUCGGGGCUUGAGUUAAAUAUGCAAAAAAACUUCAACGAGCUGAGGGGAGAAAUAAUAAGAUAGCAUUAUGUAUUCUUUUUUUGUUGUUAAUGAUUUUUCUGUUAUUGUACAUUCCUGUUUCAUAGAUUUUUGCAUUUUUUUAGUUUUUGUACACUGUGUUUUCCUACGUUUUUGAUGCGUGUCUUAGUAUACGCCUGUAUUCUUUACCGCUGAUUCAAUAUUCUUUUUUCAUUUCGUUAGCCAUAUGAACCAAAUUCAGAUUCGGUGUGAAUCUACCUUGCUGCACAUUAUGUUUCAUUAGUCCAUCAUUGUGUAUUGUAUGUUGCUGUUUUGUCAGUCAUUGCAUUUUUAACACCGAGUUAUCUUAAGUUCACAACCUUUGUGUUUACUUUGUUUAUAAUGCCCUGUCCAAAUAACCACAUUUUAUUUGACAAAAACACAUGACAUGCCUAAAUAUGGUCAUCAUAUGACCAUAUAUUGGCACACCAUGACUAUAUAUGGGCAUACAACAGUUUUUUGUCCAAUAAAAUUUGAUAAUCCGGACAGAGCUUUGUGUAUUGUUGUAGAGGUUAUCCUCAUGUCUUCAAUUUCUGGUCAAUUGGUUUUAUUUAAAUUAUUAAAAUGAAAUGUUUAAAUGUUGUUACUGUAGAUAGUUUUUUUGCUGUAUUUAUAUUUAUUUCACACAUGCCUUUGAAAGACAUCAAUACUUACUACUUAUUGAUGGUUUGUUCUGAAUAAAUAUUUAUCUAUAAAUUUA
Anneissia japonica is the source of this 1509-nucleotide messenger RNA. Its product is annotated as transmembrane protein 231-like. Lineage: Eukaryota; Metazoa; Echinodermata; Crinoidea; Comatulida; Comatulidae. Gene Ontology annotation, biological process: regulation of protein localization; cilium assembly. The record is from RefSeq and is a predicted model, not a curated record. Gene Ontology annotation, cellular component: ciliary membrane; ciliary transition zone. The annotation marks the transcript as partial. The transcript is spliced from 5 exons.